Messenger RNA from Triticum aestivum (bread wheat), 1922 nucleotides. Its product is annotated as B3 domain-containing protein protein_Os12g40090. The transcript is spliced from 5 exons. The record is from RefSeq and is a predicted model, not a curated record. Lineage: Eukaryota; Viridiplantae; Streptophyta; Magnoliopsida; Poales; Poaceae. Bases 582 to 1667 code for a protein of 361 amino acids. Gene Ontology annotation, molecular function: DNA binding.
GAUUGCAGAGGCCCUCUCUCCCCCGUACGAGGAUGCGAGACGCCCCGACGGUAGGGUUCCCUUCGCCGCCGCGCCGCCAUGCCGCCGCUUCCGGCAGCCCUCGCCACCAUCUUCCGUCCCCAAUCGCCGUUGUAGUCCUCCCCCGCCUGUAAAUAGCCUUGACAGAGCCCUAGCCACCGUCUCCCUGGAGCACGGCGCCCGCCGAUAUUCACGAUGGAGCGCCGGUGGACGUCCUGAUCGUGGGCGAGGACCCCGCCGAGGCGACUAACCUCGCCACCGCGCGACUCCCCCAGCAUCUCUGCCAUCGCCUCGCGCUGCCGUGUGCAAGGACCAAGGAUACCACCGGCUCUCCUUGAUAUCUCUGUCUCCACUCCCCCGAGGUGCGAGGACUUCGCCGGCGUCAAAGCCACUGCCGGGCGGGACGCGCAGGCGCCCGAGGGGCGCGGCGCUCCUCUCCUGGUGCGGCGCACAAGGGAAGGAGGAGGGGAUCGAGCUGCCGGCACACCACCCACCGUUCGCCCCUGGUCCAGACUUUGUCGGAACUCCAUCUGUCGGUUCUGCACUUAGGCCAAGUUGAGCAUAUGUUAGAUGGUCUAGAUGACAUGGAUGGUGUCGAGGAUGUGCGUUUUGAUGAGCUCAUAGGCAUGCAAGGCGUAGUAUUUCACUUGGUUGGGAACGCAAUUACACGCAUACCGGACAAGUUUGCGAGCAGUUUCAUCAGACAGAUGCAGACCUCAGAGGGGCUCGACCUGAAACUGAAAGCACCGAGCGGUGAGACAUGGCAUGUGGGUGUCAGCAAGGUUGCCAAUGAGCUGUUCUUGAGGUCAGGAUGGGGAGGUUUCGCUAAGGCUCAUGAACUGCAGGAGAAUGACCUCUUGCUCUUCACAUGCACUGGCAAUGCCUCCUUCGAGGUCCUAAUCUUCGACCCGAGUGGCUGCGAGAAACUGUCUCCUCUCUUCGCCGGCAGAAUGCGCAAACACUUUGACAAUAUGGUGGGUCAAGGCGGCGUUGAGCAAUACCCUGAUUCUGAUGAUACUAGGGUGCCGUCUCAGUUUGUUGGAUCCCCUCAAAAGGCCUCUACUUCAAGAAAAUGCAGUGGCAAAACUAAAUCAAGCAAAGAGCUUCCUGAAUCACCAAGCAGCACCAGCUGUCAUGUUAAGCUUGAGGCAACUGAGGAACAGAAGAGUGAUGAUGACACAUGCACUGAGCCCGGUUACUACUCUUCGAGGACUGCAAGUCAGCUAAAUGAGGAUGAAAAACAGGAAAUCAUGGAGCGUGCUUCCAUCCGACCGGGGAAUCCCGCAUUCGUGGUGGUUCUGCUGAUGACCCAUCUCCAACGCAAGAACAACUUUCUGACCAUCCCCAGUAAAUUUGCAGCUGAUCAUCUUCAGAGCAAGCCGCGUGAGGUCCUGCUGCUUAGGCUGAGCAGAGAAGACAAGUGGCAUGUCAGGUGCUACUAUUCCAGCAGGACCAGAUGCUUCAACUGCCAACGUUGGGUCAAGUUUGUGAGGGACAAUGGGCUGCGCGAGGGCGACGUCUGCGUCUUUGAGCUGAUCAAAGGCGCAAGGAAGAUGACAACGAUGACCGUCCAUGUUGCCAGGAGGAAGAAAGAUGGCCGGUUUGUCGCCGGACAAUGGGCUGCGCGAGGGCGACGUCUGCGUCUUUGAGCUGAUCAAAGGCGCAAGGAAGAUGACAACGAUGACCGUCCAUGUCGCCAGGAGGAAGAAAGAUGGCCGGUUUGUCACCGUGGGCUAAUUAUAAGUUCCUGCCCACCCUUUCUCCUACAUUUUGGUAUGCAAUAUGUUGUACCGACCUGCCACUCCAAACUGAACCUGCUGUACCUGGUGAUGCAUUUGCAUGAAAAUGCAAUGGCACAUUUUUUAGCCUUGUUAAUGAUAAUCAUGCUAACAAGCACUUCAUUA